Messenger RNA from Drosophila hydei, 4103 nucleotides. RefSeq names its product protein Smaug (gene smg). Gene Ontology annotation, biological process: regulation of DNA-templated transcription; negative regulation of translation; nuclear-transcribed mRNA poly(A) tail shortening. Gene Ontology annotation, cellular component: P-body. The record is from RefSeq and is a predicted model, not a curated record. Bases 540 to 4088 code for a protein of 1182 amino acids. Gene Ontology annotation, molecular function: translation repressor activity; mRNA binding; protein binding. The transcript is spliced from 4 exons. Lineage: Eukaryota; Metazoa; Arthropoda; Insecta; Diptera; Drosophilidae.
CUCCAUCUCCAGCAGCACUUUCUACGAGCGAGAACGUCGUCGCGUUUGCGGGAAUUAUUAAUUAAUUAACUGUAAAAAUAUAGUAUAAAUUUGCACAAAAAAUGCAAACAACUGCGAGCGGAUACAGUUGUGUGCAGUUUUAUUUCGUUUCAUCCCAAAAUGUGUUGCGUGCACGCGCAAAUAUGUCGUGGUGAUGCCAGAGUCAGCUAAAAAAGGCGAUGUAGUAUGAUUUUGCAAGACGUUGAAAAACUGAGAAUAACAAAGCGAAGUCAAGGUGAAAAUUAUACAAAAAUUAAUGGAUGCGCGAUCCGAUAGCAUAUGCAUAUCAAAUUAACGAAAUAUGCUCGUAUUUCGGAACGAUCAAAACUGUGUGAAAAUAAUUUCAAGGUUUGCAGCGCGAGCAAGCGAAUAGAAAGCAAAAGUACUGGGAACUGAACGAAAUAAGCAACACACUGCAAACUAUAACUGAUUGUAAUAACAACUAGUAGAUCAAAACGAUAAUAUUUAUUGAGCAGUUAAAGAAGAGCAGGAACAACGAUAUGAAGUACACAACAGGAACAGACAACGCGCUGCCUACUGGCAGCAGCAGCAGCACCGACCCCCAAAAUGCAUUAAACGAAGUGCAAUCAGGUGUCACAACCACACAACAACAACAACCAGAACAACAGCAGCAGCAACUGCAGGAGCAACAGCUCGUAGCAACGACAAGUUCCGGCCAAAGCACGGCCGCCGCUUCAAACCCCAAUUUAAAUCCAAAUGCAAACCCAAAUCCUAGCAACAACAACCAAAUUGAUACCAAUGCUAAUAACAGCGACACAGCACCAGCAUCAGCAGCAGCGACAACGGCCACGGCAACGACAACAAAUGCUUUAUUUUGCGAGCAGGUGACGACAGUGACGAAUCUGUUCGAGAAAUGGAACGAUUGUGAACGCACAGUGGUCAUGUAUGCGCUGCUGAAGCGACUGCGCUAUCCCAGCCUCAAGUUUCUACAGUAUUCCAUAGAUAACAAUCUGACACAGAAUCUGGGCACAUGCCAGUCGACUCUGAACAGCGUCGUCAUUGACAUCAAUGCAAAUAAUCCAGCCUACUUGCAAAAUCUAUUGAGUGCUUACAAGACGUGUCAGCCCAACGAUUUAGUUGAAGGCAUGUCGUCCUCCUCGUCGGACAAGGACUCAAUGCAUUGCUACGGCAGCGACUUUCAGAUAACCAGCACAAAUGCAACCCAGAUGAGCGGAGACGAGCGCAAAUUGUGUGUGCGCAAGGAGGAUAUACUGCACGAGGUGCUUAAUAUGCUGCCACUGCUAAAGCCGGGCAACGAGGAGGCCAAGCUGACCUACAUGAUGCUGAUACCCCUGGCUGUAAAGGACACAGCGCAGCAGCUGGUCCCCACCGAGCUGGUGCAGCAGAUAUUCUCCUAUAUGCUUAUACAUCCCGCCAUUGGCAGCGAUGAUCGCCGCUCGCUAAAUGUAUGGCUUCGCCAUCUCGAGGAUUAUAUACAGGCGAAUAAGCGCAGCAGUUUCUUUGUACAGCCGGAUCAGCUGCAGCUGCAACUGCAAAUGGCCACAGGCGCUAUUUCGGACAGCUCGUCAUCGUCCUCCUCAUCGUUGGGCAACUUGACGCGCAGCUUUGAUUGGCAAACGAUUGCACCGCCAAGCAGACACCACAGCAAACAGCUGCCUAGGCAACCAGGUGAAUGGCGAGGCAGCGUUAGCGGCUCCUGUGGCUCCAUCAAUCCACUCUGUGAUAAUUUAAACGGUAUUACACUGAACGAAUUAGCAUCUAGUCAGAAUAGCUUAGGACUCUCCCUGGGCAGCAACUCGUCGCUGGUCAAUGGCGUCGUUGCUGGCGCUGCAGCGGGCUCCAUCAUGGGCAUUGGCGGCAACGAUGAUCAUGACACCUCAUUCAGCAAGAAUGGCACAGAAAUCCUCGACUUUGAGCCAAUUCAUUGCGAUGGUGCAAGCAAUGGAACUGCGGAGACAAGCGGCAUAUGUAGCGCUAGUCUUAGUCAGCAACAGAGUCCUUCACAAGCUGCUUCAAUACUUCCUCAGCUGUUGCAGCCGCCACCGCCACCUCCUCCGCAUCAGCUGGCAUACUCCUCUAUACUAAUGGGAUAUGUGGGCGAUCAGUUUGGUGACGUCAAUCGCUGGAGCCUGGAUAGCAAGAUUGCAGCGCUUAAGACCCGGCGUUCGAACAGUCUGACCACACAAACGAUCUCCAGCUGUUCAUCAAACUCAUCGAACUCGUCUGUGAUUACGGUUAACGACAACUGCUCCAACUCAACAGAGAAUUUGGCUCAGUUCGCAAAUAAGCCGCGCAGCUUUUCUCUGUCCAUUGAGCAUCAUCGCGCCAACAGUACACUGCCGAACAGUACCUCGGACACCCGCCUCGAUGACUUCAAGCCCAGCUACAUUAAAUUCCAGACGCGUAAUGUGGGUAUGUCCGGAAUCGGCUUGUGGUUGAAGUCGCUGCGUCUGCACAAGUACAUUGAACUGUUCAAGAAUAUGACGUACGAGGAAAUGCUACAAAUUAGCGAAGAGUUUUUACAGAGUGUUGGUGUGACAAAGGGCGCGUCUCACAAGUUGGCGUUGUGCAUUGAGAAACUGAAGGAACGCUCGCACAUUCUCAGCAGGGUGGAACAGGAUCUGCACACGGGUCAGAUGAAGAUAAGCAACGCUAUCGAGGAACUCACAAACAUUGUGCUGACGCCAAUGAAGCCAUUGGAAUCGAAUUCUGGUGAGGACAAUAUUGGGUUGCGUUUCCUCAAGGUAAUCGAUUUGGUCAGCAAUGCCUUGCAACAAGAUCCUUACUGCGUUCCGGAUGAAGAAACACUGGGUGUGUUCAUGUGGAUACUUGACCGUUCCAUACACAACGAGGCAUUUGUAAAUCAUGCUAAUCAAUUGAAGGAACUCAAGUUUAAAUUGUCCAAGAUAAAGAUGUCCAUGGUACCCAAGCUUCACCAUGUGAAGACAGCAAGUGGCACAACCAGCAAUAUGAAUAAGCCCAGGUGGAACGGAAAGACCCGCAAAUGUGAUCCAAAAAAUGGCAGUACUGAUCGCAUCAAUCAUCGCAAGAAUUCAAAUGAUAUGCUGAAUUUUUCGCUGAGCUGUUUACAGCAUCCGAUACAGCAUCAUCAGCAGCAGCAGCAGCAACAACAACAACAACAGCAGCAGCAGCAGCAGCAGCAACAACAGCAGUUUGAUUACAACGGAGGAUAUCAGACGCAGCAGUACAAGAGCUCCUCAUACCCCAACUUUAUGAAUAAUCCUCAGCAACAGCAGCAGCAACCGCAGAAGCAUCAUUCACAGCAAAUGCAGCAAAUGUUGCAGCAGCAUGCACAACACUUUCCAGCGUUGCCUCAACAGACGCCACCGCCUCAUCACAGACGUUCGUUGAAUAAUCUAAUUGUAGUCGCAGGCGGGCCACAGCAGCCGCAGCAACUGAUCUUUAAGCCCGGCCAAGGGAUACUCACCAAUAGCAACAACAACGACAAUCUGCAGCAGCAGCAGCAGCGUAAGCCUAGCUUAAAUGGUCUCACUAAUGGAUCCAAUUUAAUAUCAACUGUGGAGCAGCAACCAAAGAAAACAAUGGCCGCUGUGGUAAUGGUUAGUAAUGUAAAUCAAACUGAAUCCAGCCAGCAGCAGCAGCAGCCACCGCAAAUAUUAAUAAACAACAACAAUAAUAAUAACAAUAACAGUAACGGCAGUAACAAUAAUAAUAACAAUAAUAUAUUGAACAACAAUUCGAUUAAUCAUCAGCAGUUGCAAUUGCUGGCUGCUGCUGCCGCCGCCGCUGCAGUAGGUAAUGGGAGCUGUUUGUGCCCCGGUGAUGGUUGUAGUGACGAUGUCGUUGCCUGUAGCGCAAUAUGCAACAACAAUAAUAAUAACAAUAACAAUAAUAAUUUUAAUAAUAACAACAGCAGCAGCAAUAGGGAUCACUGCCUGUCUCAGCCGCAGCUUAUUAACUUAAGCAUGGCCUCGCUUAAGGAAAGCUUCAAUAUGCAGCCGCAUGAUUAUAAAUUGAAUGACUUCAAGAGCUUGGAGCAGCUCGAGACUCUGUGUCGGCAAAUGACUGAGCAGGCAAUGAAUUAAGCUGUUGGCAAUGUA